UUUUUCACCGACUGCUGAUGACGGUGGCAGACAGCGCAGGUUGGUUAGCUGAGUGGUGGAACUGGGAGGAGAAGUGGCUGUUGAGACUUAAAACAUCUUUUGUCAGGGAAGCUGCUUUAAAAAGACACGGAAACAAUAAAAUAAACGAGCGGAGCCGAGUUACUAUGAGGGACCUGUCAACUACAAGGGAGCUGGAGCCGGUUCGGAGGCGUCUCUAACAUUGUUUUGAGGGCCUGUUGCUAGCUACGGGAAAUCCUCGGACUAGCCCCGCUGGACACCGGGCCGAGCGAGCGCAGAGGACCGAGGGACGGAGCUCCGUGGGUCCGCUUUCAUCCAGCAGGUUUCGCUGAAGCGAGCUGCCCUUUUUCUUGCAUCCAAACAGAGACGUUAGCUUCUCCUGCUCGUCCGUGGCUAACAUAUUGCACCUUUCAGUUUGACAGUUAGCUAACCGUAGCUCUCCCGUGUUUACAAGCUAAUUCAGCCGGGGUCCUCUGAAGAAGUUGGCGUUAGGUAUGUUUGUUUCCGUUAAUAUUGGCAUAUUUGGCUGCUGUCGCCUCUCUGGUGGCUGGUAGUGGCCUGUACGGUUGUUACACCUGUUUUCUUUACCGACUGAAGGUCGCCAAGCAGGCAGCGAAAUCAGAAGGUCCCCUAGCUGGGGUUAUCACAUACUGAGGCUUAUCUGCGGCAGCCCAAAGUUUGUCACCUUGUUGAGACAAUAUCCCGGAUGAAGGCUCACAGAGAAGUGUGGAUUUUGAUGCCCUCAGGACUCCCAGCUGUCUCCUGCUCUGCUUGGCAUUAUUAAACUCACACCAGCAUCAAGUGACUGCCACGACAGAAGCAACUGAUCUGCUUUCUCUCUUCCUGGGCUGAUUUGCUCAAGGAGGAGCCUCUUUAGAACACACCAGGAUGAAUCGUUACCUGCCGGUGGCACGACAGCACUUCCUGGCAGCUCUUGCCAGCACCAGUGUGGUGGUAAAAACUAUAUGCGCAGUGGUGGUUCUCCUCUAUCUACUGUCAUGGGCUGUUGACACUCCAUACGUCCUAGGGGUGACCCCGGGCUACCUCUUUCCACCCAACUUCUGGGUGUGGACGCUGGUGACCCAUGGGGUGGUGGAGCAGCACGUCUGGGUGGCGGCCAAUGUGGGAACAGUUAUGGCCUGUGGGCGCCUGCUGGAGCCUUUGUGGGGCGCUUUGGAGCUCCUGAUCUUCUUCGCAGUGGUUAAUGUGUCGGCGGGCCUCCUGGCAGGCCUCUCCUACCUCCUCACCUAUGUGGCCACCUUUGACCUGCACUUCCUGUUUGCUGUUCGUGUCCACGGAGCAGCUGGGUUCCUGGGAGGUGUCCUGGUGGCGCUGAAGCAGACCAUGGGGGAUACCACAGUGCUCAGAGUCCCACAGGUGAGACUGAAAGCAGCACCGGCUUUGGUCCUCCUCCUCCUGGCCUUACUGCGCCUGUCUGGGCUGCUCGACAGCUGUGCCCCCCUGGCCGCCUACAGCUAUGGAGCCCUGUCCGGCUGGGUCUACCUGCGCUUCUACCAGAGGCACAGCCGAGGCCGCGGAGACAUGUCAGAUCACUUCGCCUUUGCCAGCUUCUUCCCUGAGGCGCUGCAGCCGGCUGUCGGACUGCUAGCGGGACUCGUCCACUCUGCCCUGGUGAAAAUCAAGGUGUGCAGGAAGAUGGUGAAGAGAUACGAUGUGGGGGCGCCAUCUUCUAUCACGAUCAGUCUGCCGGGGACUGACCCACAGGAUGCAGAGAGGAGGAGACAACUGGCUCUGAAAGCCCUGAACGAGCGUCUAAAGCGUGUGGAGGAUCAGUCUGCUUGGCCCAGCAUGGACGACGAGGAAGACGAGGACGAGGACGAGGUCAGAACUGACACACAGCCACUGCUCCCAGGUGGACGGGAUCCGUCCUCCUCCUCCACACCGAGAACAUCCGGGGGUCCCAGUGGCGCCUCCCUCUCCUCCACCUCCUCAUCCUCCAUGUCACAGAGCGGUGGAGCGCCGGCUUCAGGCGGAGUGCAGCACCCAGAGUCCAGUAUCAUCAGCUUUGAGGAUGCACCGUCUAGAUCAUAGCAAACAGGACGCCUGUGUACAGAUAUGCACGCUCUGUUUGGUGUCACUGGCGAGUAUACUGGUGUGUUCAGUGUCCCUGACUAGUAUACAAAUGUAUUCAGUGGCGGUGAUUUUAGGCGUGCGCUCGAUAUCACACACAACACGCAGCAUCUUUGAGCAGUUCAUACACACAGCCGUGCACUCACAAACACUAACGUCAUUGUGAAGCCCGAGAGACUGUACAGCGCUUUCAGUUGAGACGUGUCGGUUGUAAAGGCUCGGUGUAGUUGGGCAAACUGAACUCUUAAUUCUUCUUUUCCUUCCCACAUACAACCAAAAGUCAGAAAUUUCUGUCUUGUCUGAACUUGAAUCCCAACUUGAAGAGCUGUGUUCACUGCUUCAUGUGUCUCUUUCUCUUGCUUUCUGAAUAAAUAACAACAUGGGUGUACAAUA
This is a messenger RNA of Acanthochromis polyacanthus (spiny chromis), 2502 nucleotides long. RefSeq names its product transmembrane protein 115 (gene tmem115). The record is from RefSeq and is a predicted model, not a curated record. Gene Ontology annotation, biological process: retrograde vesicle-mediated transport, Golgi to endoplasmic reticulum. Gene Ontology annotation, cellular component: membrane; Golgi apparatus. Lineage: Eukaryota; Metazoa; Chordata; Actinopteri; Pomacentridae.